This is a messenger RNA of Microthlaspi erraticum, 288 nucleotides long. The record is from the annotation of a GenBank genome assembly. NCBI's taxonomy places the organism in Eukaryota, Viridiplantae, Streptophyta, Magnoliopsida, Brassicales, Brassicaceae.
AUGUGUCUUCCAAAACAUCUUGGAGGAAUGGACUUCAGAGAUAUAGAAGAUUUCAAUCAGGCAUUGUUAGCCAAACAAGCAUGGAAGUUGCUUCAGGAUCCGGAGAGUUUAAUGGUAAAGGUGCUCAAAAGCAGAUACUUUACUUCAACCUCCUUUUUGGAUUCAGUUAUCGGAAGGAGACCGUCCUUUGCGUGGAGAAGCAUCUUGUGGGGACGAGAUCUUCUAGUGCAGGGGCUUAGAAAAAGAGUGGGAAAUGGGAAUUCUUUAAGUGUAUGGACGGAUCCUUGA